CCCCUGUCUUCUGCGCCAAAAAAAAGUCUGAAACGCACGGGCACGGCGCCAUCGUCCCUGCCCCAGACAAAUCCAAUCCGGAACCGACUCCCCCCUCGCUUCGCCGGGGAGAGGAGGGACGAGCGACGCCGCGCCCGCGUCCGCGUCCGUCUGCCCCUCCCGCGCCGACCACUUCCCCGAGGCGGAGACGGGCGGGCGGUCAAAAACGCCGCAGGUAUGCAGAGCCAGAUCGUGUGCCACGCGUGCCGGACCGUUCUGCUCUACCCGCGGGGGGCGCCCAGCGUCUGCUGCGCGGUGUGCCAGGCCGUCACCACCGUGCCGCCACCAGGACUAGAGAUGGCUCAGCUUAUAUGUGGUGGUUGUCGAACUUUGCUGAUGUAUACUCGAAGUGCAGACACCGUAAGGUGUUCAUGUUGCAAUACAGUCAAUCUUGUUAGACCAGUGAAUAAUAUAGCUCAUGUUAACUGCGGCCACUGCCAGACAACUUUGAUGUAUCCAUAUGGAGCACAUUCAGUAAAAUGUGCCAUAUGCAAUCAUAUCACUACCACUGGAGUAAAUACGGUGGCACCCACACCGUCUGCAAGGCCAGCAUCAAAUGGAUCUUCAUAUAGUACCUCAUCUACUUCUGCUCCUAAAUCUCAGCCCCAGAAUGUAACUGUUGUUGUUGAGAACCCUAUGACAGUAGAUGAUAAGGGAAAACUAGUGAGCAACGUUGUAGUUGGAGUCACAACUGGGAAAAACUGAUGUGCUAUCUACAUCAUUGUUGUGUGUUCUAUAUCAGAAGCUAGGAAAUAUUAUGGGUCACAGUGCUAUCGAGUGGCUGGUUGCAUGGUCGCCCUUGACCAAAGAUGCACCAAAUGUUUCUUGUAUCUUGCAAGGAAACCAUGAAGGUCAAAAGCUGUGUUUUGAAUCUAUUGAUUCUUUUGUGUGUAUAAGAGCUCUUUUAGACUUCAGUGUGUGAUCAGAUAGUAGAGGUGACUGAUAGUAUAGUUUCAUUAUACAUGCAUAUGUACACACUUUGUUUGUUAGUUUGUGCUGUCUUGUUCAUAAUUUUUUGCUGGUAUACACGCGCUAUGCUCGUUUCGAAGAACUGUAUUGAUGUUAACCUCAAAACAAGAGGGUAGAAAAACCUUACAGGGGUCUGAAUUGGAUCUGUGACACAAUUCCUCUGG
This is a messenger RNA of Panicum virgatum (switchgrass), 1172 nucleotides long. RefSeq names its product protein LOL3-like. Bases 217 to 744 code for a protein of 175 amino acids. NCBI's taxonomy places the organism in Eukaryota, Viridiplantae, Streptophyta, Magnoliopsida, Poales, Poaceae. The record is from RefSeq and is a predicted model, not a curated record. The transcript has 7 exons.